Entelurus aequoreus (snake pipefish) is the source of this 4546-nucleotide messenger RNA. Its product is annotated as hemicentin-2-like. Bases 106 to 2709 code for a protein of 867 amino acids. Gene Ontology annotation, molecular function: integrin binding. The record is from RefSeq and is a predicted model, not a curated record. The transcript has 12 exons. Gene Ontology annotation, biological process: cell adhesion. Lineage: Eukaryota; Metazoa; Chordata; Actinopteri; Syngnathiformes; Syngnathidae.
UUGGACUUGGACUUGUAGGAGGCGGCAGAGCCACAAGUGGAGGAGAAGAGGAAGCAACCACAGAGGAACUGUUGUUGGAGCGGAGACCAUUCCAUCUGCCAGAGGAUGUUGUUUGUGCGGCUCUUGGUGGGCCUUCUCCUCACUGCCACAGGCGCCCCCUGCCCCAUCCAGCUGAGCCCCUCCAGGGUUGUGGUGAAGUACGGAGACCCCGUGUGGGUCAACUGCAGCUCCUCAGACCCCCUGUACAGCGGGAUGGGCUGGGAAGCAACAGUGGGAGGAACCAGCCUUACGCAAAGCCGCCAUUUGACCUGGAGCGUGGACGCGCUGACGACCUGGAAAAUCUCGCCCAAAUGCUACAUCAACCCAUCGGCGGGAAGUCCCAGGAAGCAGUGCUCCAAGACGCUGGACGUGGUCGUUUACACGUUCCCAGAGAGCAUCGACAUCAAGCAGGAGGGGACUCCAGUCCGCAGUGCUGUGCUGGAAGAAGGAGACGUGCUUGACUUGAAAUGUGAGGUGGGCAAAAUAGCGCCCAAGUCCCAAGUCAUUGUGAAGUGGCACAGCAGCAGCAGCAAUACAUUCUUACAUGCGUCCAACCACCACGCACACACUAAGGAACCUGUUGAGCUGAUCUCUUCAUAUGAUUAUUCUGCCAAAAUGGAUGACCAGAUCCGAUGUGAGGCUUAUUUGGACCUGAGACCAGAGGGACCAGAACUCAGUGUCUUUUCACCAGUGUUCAAUCUCUCUGUUGUUGACGGACCACACUUUGAGUGCUCUGGCUGGGAAGUUCUCAGAGUGCAGGAACAUUCUAUGAGGACCCUGCAGGACCUCUGCCCCGUGAAAGGCAAUCCCACCCCUGUGGUCAAAUGGCUAAAAGACGGGAGGACGGUGAACCCCUGGGUUCCUGUGACCAGGGACUAUUCAGGACAGUACUUCAUCCAAGCAGACGGCGCCAAGUCUGCCACCCAGCAGGUGGAGCUGGUGGUCCUGCAUGACGACGUACAGGUGACGUGUCCAGUCCUCCACCACGUGAUGGAGCACACUUCUCUGGGCCAGAACCUCCCCUGCGCUGUGGAGGGCUUCCCUAAGGCGCAGGUCAGCUGGUACAAAGACGGAGAGCAGGUGGAGCUCUCGGAGCCCCUGACCAGAUAUGACGCGGGGCCGUACGUGGUGGUUGCUUCCAACAUGUACUCCAGCGCCAACGCCACAGUGGAGCUGGACGUUCAAUACGAGCCGUCGGCCAUCGAGGAGCUGCUGGAUGUUGUGGCUGAGCUGGACUCUGACGUGUGGCUGAAGUGCUCCGCCAGAGGCAACCCUCGACCCGACUACACCUGGACUAAUGACCACCGCGACAAUAUUCAGGCCAUAAUUGAAGAUGGAGUGUCACGUUUGCUAAUCCCAAAUGUGACCGUGACCAACGAGGGCACCUACACGUGCCACGCCCGUAACCUGGCAGGCAACACUUCUCGAAGUGCCCGAGUCUCCGUGAAAGUUCCCCCGGUGUGCGAGCAGACAGACUUGGCGUGCGGCUCUACUUGCGUCCCUAAAAGUCUCAUCUGUGACGCCGUGAAAGACUGCUUGGAUGGCUCGGACGAGGCUCCGGAAUUAUGCCCUACGGCCGAUGGUGAAGCCCACGAAUGCCCCAUUAGGAUACACCCCGAGGUCCUGGUGCUGGAAUACAAAAGCCAUGGGCAGAAUGUAACAUGCAUGCCCACACUCGCCACGGGCUCUGGAAACGACAUGAAAACUAAGUGGUUAGAUGGGCGUGGCGUCCACGGCAAGACAUGGUCUCCUGACACCUGCAAAGACUGGGACCCUCAUCCUGUCUGCUCCGCUGUGUUCCAGGAGAGAACAAUCUGCCAGAAAGAUCUGAACUUCACUCUCUACAAAAUGCCAGACAGCGUCGCCAUCCGUCCUGAGGAGAACGUGAGCCUUGGUGAGGGCACCUUGUGGCAGCUGCAUUGUGACAUCAUCAACGUGGCUCCCGCACACCGCCUAGCUGUGCGCUGGUACCACGGCAAUGAAACAUUACAGCCGGCGGUCAGAGGGCCACUGCGAUUGGCUGACUGCCUGCCUGAAAGGGACGCCAACGGUACGUGUGACAUCAGCGCCAUCAGGACGCCGCUCAACGUGUCUUCUAGUGCCAGCGUCCGUCUCUACCGAGACCUGAAGGGAGCUCAUUUGCGGUGUGAGGUGUACUUGGAGCUGGGAGCAGGGGGGCCGCAGCCCCCUCCCUCCAUGAUGUCUGAUCCUGUCAGCGUCACCGUCCACUACAAGCCCGUCAUCAACACCACCAAACUGCCCACGGUGGUGCCGCUGUUCCGAGGUUACCCCGAGGAGCUGGUGUGUGAGGCUGAUGGCCACCCACCGCCGGAGAUUGUCUGGAUCCACGCUGCAGACGCUCGUGUCUCGGGGGGCAACAUCACGGUAACGGAGGCAGGUCUCUACACCUGCAGGGCCUCUAAUUACCUGGACAUGGUCUUCUAUAAGGUUGAAGUCAUUCCAAAAGAGGACUACCUGCCCCUCAUAGCCGGCUUUGUGGCGGCCACGGUGGUGAUCAUCUCCGUCAUCUUCCUCUUCAUCUACUCCAUCUACUACAAGAACACCAAGAUGCGGCGCUACAGCCUGAAGAACCCCAAAGUGGAGCUGCAGACGGGCCACGUGGCCCACAACGGCUGGGACCUGCAGUUCCCCAUGACCAAGCUGUCCUAGCAGCUGUCCUAGCCUGAUGUUGAACUAAGUGGACAGCUGGCUCUUUUCUACUUCUAAACAGCACAAAGGGAAUUUGAAGUUCUCCAGCCUUUUUGACACAACACAUUUAGGAAGCACUCUGCGCUUUUAACAGAGGAAGUGCACUACUUUGUCUUUGAGGGAAAAGCUCAUCUGCUGUGUGCUUGUUUUUAUUGCUAAUCACUGAGCCUUUUCUACCGCCUGAGAGUACACCACUGUGCACGUGUGGUGUGGCCUUCUUCUGUGCCACACGCUCUUCUAAAAGCUAAUUACACUUUGUAUUGCUCGGCAUGGCAAAAGGACUGCAUUGUUAUUAUUGAUGUAAACGUGCUAGGUGAGGUGACACGUGUGUGAAUAUUGCUGUAAAUAUUUAUGACUGAGAAAGGAUUUUAAAUAUAUAUAUAUUAUUAAAGAUAUGGCUUAUUAGAAAAUGUGUUGAGUAUGUGCAGAAACAAAAACGGGAGACUACUUUUCUUCCUAAAACACUGUUUGACAAUGACAACUAUUGCACUUACAGUUGUUUACAUAAGAAGAAGGAACAUAGAAAUGGGAGUCAGACGUACAAACACGUUUUUCCGGCCCGCAGGAUGAGUUUGCUAAGUACCAAAAUGAGAGAAACUGCCAUUCUAAAUGUGUCCAGUAGAUGUCGCAAUAGCAAUUAUUUGUAUCUUUGUAGAUGAUUCUACAUAUGUACAAAAUAAACCACAUGUUAGUACAUCAGUGGAGGAAAAUGAUUAAACUACAUAAAUAACAUCCACUAAUUCGAUUUUGAUAUUUUUAUCUUGAUAGAUUGAAAAUGAACACCAAUGAGUUGACUGAUGAACAUUAUCACGUCAUUUAUUCAGAAACUAUAAAUAACGACAAAGAUAGAAUACUAUUUAAGUGAAAAAAAACACAUUAAUUUUUAAACAAAACAAUCUGAAGUUGUCUUUAUUUUUAAGUUAUCGUGCUGUGAUUUUGGGAGUGGGUUUUUCUCCACGUGGCCCCCACAUGUAAAAUGACUUUUGACACCCCUGGGCUAAAUGAUGAUUUAGAUCAGGGGUCUCACACUUGUUUUGGUCGAGGGCCACAUUGCAGUCCUUAGAGGGCCGCUUGUCACAGCCAAUAAUAUAUGAAUUUGUCUAUUUGAAUAUGAUAUCUUUUUUUAUGCACACUGUAAAAAAACAAUCUGUAUAUUUUACAGUAAAAACUGGCAACUCACUCACCGGAAUUUUACUGCAGUAAAAAGUGUUUUUGUUUUUUUUACAAUAUUUUACAGUAAAUGGAAAAAGUGUCAUCUUAGUGGCCAGAACUUUACAGUAAAAUGUGCUGUGGUUUGACAGUCUUACUGUAAAUGGAAAAACGGCACCACUUUUUAUUUUUUAUUCUGGCAACAAGCUGCCAGUUUUUUACCCUCAAAAAAAUGUGUGACCCUUUUUCCGUUUACAGUAAUACACGGUGGUGUGGCGUCAGGGCCAGCAAGACCUUCUCUGCUGGCCUAACAUAACCACAAAUCUUCAUCAUAACUAAUGAUAAAAGUCUUUUUUUAUUUACUUUCUCUAAAUAUGUAAAAGUAUUCAUAUUCUCUUCAUGUCAUAUUAUGCUCCUUCCAGUGUUGUUUUUAGGUUAUAGAGUUUUUAUCCAAUCAGAAUCCAGCUAGCUUAUGUUGCCAUGCUGUUUGAAAUCUGCCUUCAGAAUCAACAAUGUGUGUGCACUGGAAGUGAACGGACACAUACAGUUGAUAGACAGUUGCCAUAGCCAAUCAGAUCACCAGUUGUUGUCAAUAAGGCCUUCUAGAUGGCCUAAGGCAGAUAUAUAUAUAGUGAUGUUAGGAUCGGGU